AUGGCGGGCAACCUGUUGAACAAUGGUGGGAAUCAAAUGUCGCAGAAUCAGUCAGGCGCGCCGGACAACGCAGUGGUGGUGGUCCCGGACAACGCAGUGGAGGCUGACAAUGCAGGAGCCCCGGACAACGCUGAAGCUAAAGUGGAGAAACAGUUUCAGAGCACAAGUGUGGCAGUGGAUGUGCACACCUUUGCGGCUUUGGCAGAGUUUCCCACCAAUGAGCAGGGCACUGUGGACCUGCAAGGCAUUGAUGAGCAGCGCCGGAGAUGGGGUUUUGAGCUUGAUGUGUUCUUCAUGAUUGACACGCAAUGUGGAGGGCGUGCGCAGGUGAUGUGGACACAUUAUCUUCACAUAGCAUUUCCUUUCAUGAUGAACUGGAGUCUCCGUGAUAUGCUGAUGGCUUUGCUCUUGCGGGUGUCUUUUCACCGUGCUGCUGGAAGAUCAUGGCUGCAGUAUGUGGAGCUGUUCGCCGGACAAGGAAAUCUAUCCAAAGCAGCAAUUCGAGCUGGAUUGAGUGGAGUGAGUCUUGACAAGGACUACGGUGAGCAUCAAAAUAUAUUGACUGGACAUGGGUUGGUUCUGGCUCUUUUGGCCCUCACAGCCACCGUUCCAGGUGCACUCUGGUGGACUGGAUUACCUUGUAGCUCCUUUGUGAUCUUGUGUGUGUCUGUCAGCCAAAGAUGCGCAGAGAAUGAUUUCCUAGGUGAUGAAAGCAAAGACUUUGUCUUGGAAGGCAACACCAUUGGAGAUCUUUCCGCCUUACUUCAGUUUCUGGCAUACAUGGUGCAGUGCAAUGAUGGGAUGGAGCAACCUGCUAGCAGUGUCUAUCCAGAAACUCCGUGUUGCAAGGCUGUUCUGAGACAUAUCCAGGCACACAAAACAGUGACUUAUCACUGGUGCUUUGGUGGCCCUACCUUGAAACCUCUGCAGUUGUGGAGCUCCAAGGACUACAUGAAGCGCAUGCAUCGAGAGAGACCAUGGAUUCCUGGUGGAUUGGAGGCAUUGGCUACUCGAGAUGAACGUGGAGGGUUCACAGGCAACAAGGAACGACUUCGGGAAUCACAGAUGUAUACCCCAAUGUUUGGAGAGGCUGUGGUGAAGGCUUUACUGCAAGGUUGA
This is a messenger RNA of Durusdinium trenchii, 1119 nucleotides long. The record is from the annotation of a GenBank genome assembly. Lineage: Eukaryota; Dinophyceae; Suessiales; Symbiodiniaceae.